GUAUUUUGGAAAUAUUUGCUGUGUCUCAGGGGAUUGUAGGAAUACGAGGAGUUUUCAGCAACAAAUUUUUAGCGAUGUCAAAAAAAGGAAAACUCCAUGCAAGUGCUCGCUUCACGGUGGACUGCCAUUUCCGAGAGCGCUUCCAGGAGAACAGCUACAACACCUACGCCUCGGCCGUGCACCGCAGCCCCCGCUCGGGCCGCCCGUGGUACGUGGCGCUCAACAAGCGCGGCAAGGCCAAGCGCGGCUGCAGCCCCCGCGCCCGGCCCCAGCACGUCUCCACGCACUUCCUGCCCCGCUUCGGGCACCCGCAGCCCCCCGAGCUCGCCUUCACCGUGGCCCUGCCCGACAAGAAGCCGCCGCCGCCGCCCAAGGCCCGGCCCGCCCCGGCCCCGCCGCGCAGGAGCCCCGGCCCCGCCCGCUACCGGCUCAAGUUCCGCUUCGGGUAGGGCCGCGCCGGGCGGCUCGGGGGUGAGCCCGCGGCGGGGACCCGUGUCCCCCUCCGCGCAUGGACACCGGGAGCCUCCCGGGCCGGGAUCGGCCUCGUCUCUUCACCGCACGGACCGGGCGGCAUCCCCGGAGGCGUGCCAAGGAGAAUUCCUGCCGUGAAUUCCAGCACUGGACGGGACCUCGGGUGAGCGUUCUGUUGUUGGGACCCUGAGUAGGAAGGUACCUCUACAGCGAACAUGUUUUCUUGUUUUCACUAGUGACUCCUUCGACAAUCAUUUUCACACGAGAGAGAUGUUCAAAACCAAGCGGUUUUGUUUGUUUUUCUCGCAUCUCCUUCUUGCUGCACUUUUUCCUCCGACCAUACCUCAGGCACCGUGCAUCCAGGUCUGUCCCUCUCCCUCUCUCGGAAGCCAGCUCUUCCCUUCCACAGGUUAAACCCAGAGACCAAACCCUGCGAACUCUGCCGCCUUACCUGUGGUGCGGGGCGCUCUCCAGACCCUUUGUUGGCAAUAAUGGAUGUGUGGAUGUAUUUUGUGGGGGUCGCAGGCCGGGGGACGGUGGCUGCUUGCAGCCCGCCCCUGGCGGUCUCUCCCGUUCUUCCCUGGACAGCUGGAGGAGCGAGUCUCCUCCUGUCCGUCCGAGCACAGAUUGGAUGCCUGCUUUGAAAUACCUCUGCCCCAGUGCCGGGGCAUUCCCGCUCCCUGGAGGAGCCCCCCCGCAGGUAUCCCCACGGGAUAGGGAUGCCUGUGGCCCCCAGGUGCCCACCGGUUUCGUCCAACCUUUUUUGCUGCUGAUUUAUUUUAUCACACUCAAUACAUUUGCAGAGGCAGGAAGCAAGGUUUUUGUUUUCCAGGAGCGUGGCGAUGUGGCAAUAAGUGCUGGUACAGCUGCUGGUCCCCUGGGGAGUGUUUCCCCCACUCUGGCGGCCCUGAUGUGGAAUUGUUUCUCCAUCGUGAUAGUAGCAGUGCACACGGAGUUUGCAGUGGGUGUUUAGCAGCGUUGCUGUUCGUGCAGGCACUGGUAGCAUCGAACCUCACCGGUGAAGCCUUAAUAGGAGCCCAGGUGGGCUCAGGUUGGCAGAGCCCCUCAGGACAUGAGCCCUGCCAGCGUCCGGCAGCAAUAAUCAGCCUCUCCUCCGCAUCUGAGUGUGGCUGUGUCCUUUGGGAUUGUGGUUCUUUGCCUUUGUCAUCCCUCUGGCAGCCCCUGGCCGGACAUGUGUGCUCCAUGGGACGGGGAUGCUGGAAUAAAACUGUUCUGUUUCAUUUUAUAA
Zonotrichia albicollis (white-throated sparrow) is the source of this 1720-nucleotide messenger RNA. NCBI's taxonomy places the organism in Eukaryota, Metazoa, Chordata, Aves, Passeriformes, Passerellidae. The record is from RefSeq and is a predicted model, not a curated record.